Molecule: messenger RNA, 903 nt
Organism: Gossypium raimondii (Peruvian cotton)
Lineage: Eukaryota; Viridiplantae; Streptophyta; Magnoliopsida; Malvales; Malvaceae
Exons: 3
Coding region: 1-903 (300 amino acids)
Molecular function (GO): RNA-DNA hybrid ribonuclease activity; nucleic acid binding
Source: RefSeq, a predicted model, not a curated record
AUGGAGUCAAUUGUGUUGAAUGGGAGGAUGGCUAGAUGGCAGAUUUUGCUCUCCGAGUUUGAUAUAGUAUAUGUAAAUCAAAAGGCUGUCAAAGAGAGUACGAUAGCAGACUUUUUGGCCAGCAGAGCUUUAAAAGACUAUGAACCUCUGGAUUUUGAUUUCCUGAAUGAAGAUUUGAUGUGUGUGGCAACUGCUGAAGAGGAUUCUCAAGAAAAUCACCCUUGGAAGCUAAAUUUCGACGGAGCUUCGAAUGUUGUAGUUAAUGGGAUUGGGGCAAUCCUUGUGUCCCUAAAUGGAGAUCAUUAUCCUCUCAAAGGGGAAUGGGAAACGAGAGACCUAAAGUUAAUCCGUUAUCAGAGAUUGGUUCUAGAGUUGAUCGAAGAGUUUGACAAUAUCACUUUUUGUUAUCUCCCACGAGAAGAAAAUCAGAUGGCUGAUGUUCUAGCUACCCUAGCCUCCAUGAUCAAAGUGAACAAACUAGAAGGCAUGGAGCCUAUUGAAAUGAGCAUUUAUGAGACCCUGACCCAUUGCUACAGUAUUGAGGAAGAGGAAAAUGAUAACCAUCUUUGGUACCAAGAUAUAUUGCAAUAUGUGAAGAAUCACGAGUACCCUGAUCAGGCAACGGAGAAUGAUAAGAGGACAUUGAGGAGACUAGCCAUUGAAUAUAUCUUAGAUGGAGAGAUUUUAUACAAAAGGAGAAAGAAUCAAGUACUAUUGAGAUGCGUGGACGCUGUGGAGGCCAAGGAAAUAUUGGAGGAAGUCCAUGAGGGUAUUUGUGGAACAACUUCUACCAGGGCAACGCCUUUUUCUUUGGUUUACGGGAUGGAGGCAGUUUUACCCGUUGAAGUUGAAAUCCUUUCUCCCCGAGUAUUAGCUGAACUAAAGUUGGAUGAGGCCAAAUGA